AUGCCUUGCGCGGGCGGGACUAGUUCCGGCGGCGGCGCUCACCGGGGCGCAGUGUAUUGGAAUCCCAGAGUUCUCUACAGCAAGAGAAAACUUCCAGCAAAGUCUUCUCUGCAGCAGUUAUUUUUUUGGGCUGAGGAGUCAAUCAAAGUUGAGGGCAGGAUGUCGGAGCUGAGCGACGAGGCCAGCGAGUCGGAGCUGCUGAGCCGCAGCCUCUCCAUGUGGCACGGCGUGGGGCCCGUGCUGUGCCGGGAGGAGCUGGACGUGCCCCUGGACCUGCACACGGCCUCCUCCGUCGGGCAGUACCAAGUGGUGCAGGAGUGCAUCCAGCGUGGAGACCUGGAUUUGAACCAGAGGAACUGUGGGGGCUGGACCCCACUCAUGUACGCUUCCUACAUUGGCCACGACAACAUCGUGCACUUGCUGCUGGAAGCAGGAGUGAACGUGAACAUCCCCACCCCAGAAGGCCAGACUCCCCUCAUGCUGGCCUCCAGCUGUGGCAAUGAGAGUGUUGCUUACUUCCUUCUACAGCAAGGGGCAGAGCUGGAGAUGAAGGACAUCCAUGGCUGGACUGCCUUGUUCCACUGCACCAGCGCUGGGCAUCAGCAGAUGGUCAAGUUCUUACUGGAGAAUGGGGCAAAUGCCAACUGCAAGGAGCCAGUGUAUGGAUACACACCUCUGAUGGAAGCAGCUGCUUCUGGCCAUGAGAUAAUUGUUCAGUACCUUCUCAAUCAUGGAGUGAAGGCAGAUGUCAGAGAUAACACUGGAGCCACAGCACGGACCCUGGCCAUGAAGUACGGCCACACCAAGAUUGUGGGGCUGAUAGAUUUGCAUGCAGCCCCAGUGCCCAAGGUCUUCUGCAGAGGUCCAGGCAACUAUGAGGAGCUGAGUUCUUCAGAUGAAUCAUAUUCUGCUCCCCAGAGACAGAGACCUGCUCGUAGGACCAAAGGUCCCAGCAUCCAUGAGGGGCCCCAGGCCUUGGCCAAGAUCACAGCAAUUGGCAUGGGGACAUGGAAGCAGUCUUGCUAUGAGCAGGUGCCCCCUCAGGGCUAUGUCACCUUCAGCAACGAUGGCAGCUGUGCGUCAGGUGUCAUCCGGUACAGGGACGUCACCUCCCCGAUCAACGAGCUGGACGUGGACAGCAGCAGCAGCAGGGAGGAUAGUGCUUUGUCCAGCAACAGCUUGGGAACCAUCAGGAGCAGCAGCAGCAGCAGUGAAUGCCUAAUUAGAAUCCCAGGAGUCAGCAGUGAAGGCUCCUUGGAAAGCAAUGAGGACUCUGACCACACCAACAGCCCCCCGAGUCGGAAACAAGCCAAGAGCUUUAAGGGCAAGACCCGCUACAGCAACAGUGACAGCCAGUGGAGCCACUGCCUGGGGAAGGCUGGGGGCUGCUGCCAGCACCUGGUCCUUCCUGAGCCCCCGGCCUACACAGGGCCCCAGGACCUGGCAACAUUCCUUGAGGAGAUUGGGUGCCUGAAGUACCUGCAGGUGUUUGAGGAGCAAGACGUGGACCUCCGGAUCUUCCUGACCCUCACAGAGAGUGACCUGAAGGAAAUAGGCAUCACGCUGUUUGGCCCCAAGAGGAAGAUGACCUCGGCCAUCGCGCGCUGGCACAGCAGCGCCCGCCCGCCCAGCGACGCGCUGGAGUUGGCCUACGCCGAUCGACUGGAGGCAGAGAUGCAGGAAUUGGCCAUCCAGCUGCACAAGAGGUGUGAAGAGGUGCAGGUGAUGAAGGGCCAGGUGUGCCAGGAGCAGAAGCUGCGUGCAGUGGCUGAGAGCUGUUUGAUGGAGCGGGAUGAGACCUGGAAUGCCAUCCAGUGCCAGCUCAGAGAGGCUCAGGCCAUCACCAAGGAUGCUGGAGUCCUGCUGGAUCAGAUCAAGAGCUGCCAGGCAGAGCUGUCAUCCCGGCUGGCCCCGGAGCGGGCGGGCGAUGGAGCGCCGGACACGCGGGAGCAGCACGGCACCGGGGAGAGCCAGCGGCCCGGGGAGCGCCCAGUGCUGGAAGGGUGGCCACCUUCCCUGAAGUCCCUGAGCUUGCGUGAGCUGUCAGCUGUGCUGGAGGAGUGUGUGGGAGAGAUGGGAAAAGCUCUGCAGACUGUGACUCAAAACCUCCAAAGGCUCCAAGCCCUGGGGCAGAGCGGGCAGAGCUGGCCAAAGCCAUAACCAACCCGGGAGGAGGGUGACUGUCCCCUUUCUCCUGGUGGCUGCAGGAAUACUGACGUCGGGUGACUCUUCCACCCGGAAGCUGAGUGUGCCUGAGAAAGGGAGCACGGGGCCGUGCUGGCAGCACCGCGGCUCUGCCGAGGGCCACUGCAGCUGGCAGGGCACCGAGGAGGCCGUGGCCACCAGAGAACACAGCUGGGAGGACGAGGGACAGCAGAGGACAACAACCAGCUGCUCUUGGGGCCUGACUCAAGGCUCCCAGGAUCUUUGUUUGAAAGGUUUAGGUUUGGAGGAGAAGCUCCAAGCCUCGAAGUUUUGUCUGCCUUAAGCUUCCUGCAGCCCUUGUUGUUCAGGUCUGAGUGGUGGUAGCAAGGUGACAAUUGCACACAGCAAUCAAUUCAUUAUCCUUUUCUGCAUCCCAAGCUCCCCAGGGCCUCUGAAACGUGUCCCUGGCUCCUUCUGUGCCAUGGGGAUUGGCCCAGAGAAUGGAUCUGAGGCCAUAAAAAAGGUAGUUUGUUGUGGAGGGGUGAAGGGAGUGGAGUUUGUGAUGUUUGGCUCUUUAAGCUGCAGUGGAGCUCAAACUGCAGCCCUGUUCCUAGUUGGAAUGUCUGUUCUACUGCCACCCCAGAUCUGGGUUUCAAAGCCUGUUCCUCCAACCAGCCCACUCUGGUUCACUUUGGGUUCUUGCUGUCCUCAGGAGCUGGGUGUGAUCACAUUGGUGGUUUAGGAAUGGCAUUCACUGAAACACUCCCAACUCACCCACUCCCCCUCCUCACCUCCUCUCCCCUGGGGUGGGAUGGAGAGGAGAACUGGAGGCACAAAAGGUGAAGAUCACUGGUAGAAAUAAAAGCAUUUUACUGGAAACAGCAGUGAGAUAAGGAACAGUAACAGCAACAACAGUAAUAACAAACGUGUACCGGAGAGGUCCUGGUCCUGCAGAAAUGAACCCUGUCCUGGCCAGAACCAGGACGUCACUGUUACUCCAUGCCCAAGAGCUUGGCUUUGUGGUCAGUGCUCUGUGGCAGAGGUCAUUGGCCUGGUUUGCCAGGGCCAAGAUCCCAGCAAGGCAGGGAUGCCCUGGAAAGAGAGGAGAGAGAGAAGGAAGAGCUGGGACUGUUGAGAUUCCCAUGCCUCUGGCAAGCAGGGGAGUGCCAAGGCAGCAGAGCAGGAAGAGGGAUAGCUCUGUGCCCCAUGGGAGGUGGGCAAAGGAACCACAGCCCAGGUAGAGCUGUGGCUUUGCUCCUCACUACUGCCUGCCUUUGAUGUGCAGGCUUUAGUGCUGGGAAAGAGUUCGGCCAGGGCAUUCAUGGGUGGGCAUUGCCAAGGACAGGCAGUGCAGGAAGAGGAGGCUGCCCUAUCCCUGGGAGUGAGUGAGAGUGCCAGGGACCUUGGUGUAGAGUGGUUUCCAGUGACUCUGUGUUCCCAUUUACUCCUGAAUCCUGUAAGGGGGGAAAAACACAACAAUCAAAAUCUGAAGUGAUUUUUCAAAAUUUGAAGUGAGUGAUGACCUUGCUGAAUCAUAGUACGUCCCUUUGGGAAGAGGAUGGAACUGUGUGUUCCUUCUGGUAUUUGGACUUUGGGCACAGAUUCCAAAUAUAAAAACCCAUCCAGCUCCAUCUUUUCAGGUGGUCACCCCUUCUGAUGAGCUGUCUGAGUCCCUUCAGGCAGGAGUGACAACUGGUCUGCCUGCAGUGUCUGUGCUUCCUGCCCCAGGCAGGUAUGGCCCUCUCAGCUGUGACCCCGUGUGCCUGGCAGUGUCCCCCCCUCGGGGUGCUGCUUCCUGCCCGUGCUUACCUCCCACCCGUAGCACAGGGCACGGAUUUUUUCAUCUUGAGCAAAUGCCAUGGAGCAUGUGAGCACCCAGUGCCAGCUGCAGGGUGAGGCUGCAGGAGCUUCACCCUGAAGAGUUUGGAUGAGGCAGAGGGAAUUCUCGUUGUGCAGCACACCUGGGAACUCCUCAGAGGGCUGAGGCUGUGCUGGGGUAGAGUUUUGAGGGCUCUGUCCCUCAUUCUCUGUCACUGGGGAGUCCCAAGGUCUCUCCCUAGCCUUGGUGGUGCCUCUGGCUGCAGUAAUAUGGGGUUGUUAGUGCUGUUUCCUUUGAAGUUAAGGCAAACCCCCCAAAAAACUCCCAAGGGCAAAGCCCUGGCUCAGCAGUGCCCUCAGAGUGGGGGCUGUGUAGAAACAGGGGCUGGAAGGUGAUUACAGUGAUUUGGGGCUUGCUUUGCUAAGUCUGAGGCUGGAAUCGAGGGGGUUUGGGGGAUUAACAGGAUCUAUCCAAUACAUUAGAAUGACUGGGAAAAGAGGGGAGAGGUGGCAGUGUGUGUGUGAAGGAGAAAGGGCCCAAAUAGGUGCUGCAGGUGUAAAGGCUUCAAGGGUGUGAGAGCACCCAAGGGUCCAGCAGGGAGGGGAUCUUCAACAACAGAGUAUCCCUGAGGAGGCAAUUCCUUAACUGCAGGAUGUGAAACAGCAUUCCUUGCAGCUAGGGUGGCUGUGCAGGCAGCAGGAGUCUGGUGCUACCCUAAGGUGGGCUGUCUGAGGAAAAAUAGCAUUUGCUGAUUUGGAUGAAUGAAUAAAAGCUGAGAAGCCUAUGUAUGAUGUGUGGGUAUCUCUGGAGGGAGCUGGGACAUCAUGGCUAAGUUCCCUGAUUUAUUAUUGCAGGAAUGCACACAGGGUUUUCCAGCCUAUUCUGCCAGGAGGCUGCAGGCUCAGGGGCUUGGGACUGCCUGAGCCCUGAGAGCCCAGCACUGCCUGGGUGGGUGAUGUGGGAACCCAGUGGGACCUUCUGAGUGAGUCCAGAGGCAGCCAUGGAGAUAAUCCAAGGGCUGGAGCCAGGCUCAGAGAACUGGCUCCUCUGUUCACCUGGAGAGGGGAAGGCUCCAGGGAGACCUCAGAGCCCCUGCCAGUGCCUGGAGAGGGACUGGGGACAAGGGCUGGAGGGACAGGACACAGGGAAUGGCUGCCCACUGCCAGAGGGGAUGUUAGGAAGGAAUUGUUCCCUGGGAGGGUGGGGAGACCCUGGCACAGGGUGCCCAGAGCAGCUGUGGCUGCCUCUGAAUCCCUGGCAGUGCCCCAGGCCAGGCUGGACAGGGCUUGGAGCAGCCUGGGACAGUGGGAGGGGUCCCUGGACAUGGCAAGGGUGGGAUGAAAUGGGCUGUAAGUUCUUUCCCCCCCCCUAGUCCAUUCUGAGAUUCAGCUGUCUGUACCCACCAGCCCUUUCCCUCCCCUGGAGCAGACAGAAGCAGCAGGCUCUGCUUGUUGAAAAAUAAAUAUUUAUUUACAUCUGAAAUGAGA
Messenger RNA from Vidua macroura (Pin-tailed whydah), 5451 nucleotides. It is a transcript of the gene ANKS3, whose product is annotated as ankyrin repeat and sterile alpha motif domain containing 3. The record is from RefSeq and is a predicted model, not a curated record. Lineage: Eukaryota; Metazoa; Chordata; Aves; Passeriformes; Viduidae. The coding region runs from base 1 to 2160 and encodes 719 amino acids. The transcript is spliced from 18 exons. Gene Ontology annotation, cellular component: cilium. Gene Ontology annotation, molecular function: protein binding.